ACCACUCUUCCCGUUCUACCACCACUAUCCUUUCUCACCCUCUGUUCAUUGUCGUGGUCGUCGCCAACAGCGCAUACAGCGACGACGAGGACCGGCACAUAUAUCUCCUCCAAUACAAUCGCCCUUGAGGAUGUCCUCCGACCAAAAACAAUCCCGCCUCAAUCAGCGCCAUUUCGGCGUAAAAGCUAGAGUAUGGGUCCUUCUCGGUCUCUUCAUCAUCGUCAUUUCGCUCCUUCAUUACAUACUGCCCACCGCGCAAACAUCGAAGCCGUAUACUACGGUUAACCUCAAGUCCAAGAAUUAUCUCAAUAACACGCAUGCAGAACCAAAUCCAUUCGAAUUUUGCCCUGUCUACGGCCCUGGCGACGCCAUCGGUGCCAAAUACGGCGCUCUCAAGCUCUCGCAAAGCAGAAUGCAUCUAGGCAGCAGCGCGAGGGUCAAUAGAGUUAUCAAUAGAGCGCUGGCAGGCCAGCCUGUCACCAUUAGCGUCCUUGGGGGUUCAGUGUCUGCUUGCCAUGGUGCUGGAGAUGACCCUGUAGCCCCCAGAUGCUACCCUUCGCGCUUUUUCCAGUGGUGGAAUUCUGUUUUUCCUCACCCGGCCUCUGAACUUACGAACGGCGCCAUGCGACGGACAAAUUCCGCUUACUAUGGCUACUGCAGCAUGCACCACAUUCCAGACGUCACUGACCUUAUCAUUGUCGAGCUCGACUCUGACGAUCCUGCCAACAAGGAGAUGAUGGAACACUUCGAGACUCUUAUUCGCUCCCUCCUCAUCCGCCCCGAUCAGCCGGCAGUUAUUCUUCUCGGGCACUUUAGUCCACAAGUCCAUGAAUCCAGCGGUUUCGCCGGCCCAGACCACUGGCACAACGUGGUCGCUCAGUUUUACGACGUUGCACACAUUUCGACCAAAUCAGCGCUCUACUCCGACUAUAUGAGCGACCCUGAAAGUGUUUCCAAAUAUUUCGUCGACCCAAUCCUUGCCAGCCCACUUGGUCACGAACUUCUCAGCGACGUCCUCAUCGCCUAUUUCCAGGCGCAGAUCUGCUCUGCUUGGGCUGUCGCCACCGGAAGCUCCUACGACACCGUGCCUAACAGAUUAGAUGAAAAUGGCGGGCUCGGCGAUGUCCAUGGAUUGUUUGGCGGAGUGGGUCAGCGGAAAGGAGUACCGGAGCCUGGAGACGAGGGCAAGGAAGAAGUUGACGCCGAAGGAAACAGGGUCAAGCCUCAGCUGCUUCCGCCUACCAGCAACGCGUACGUUCCUCCGCUCCACGUCCCUCCUGGUAGGAUCAACACACGUCCCAAGUCGGACGUGCCGUUCGAGGAAAUUGCGCCGUACUGUGUUAGUGCGAACGAUCUCAUCAAUCCACUUCCUCCAUCGCUGUUCUAUGGUUCCGGAUGGUACUCAGCACACCCGCAGACCGGUAGUGGCGCCAUGCAGGCCACAAGUCAUUACUGGCACUCUUCAUUACCAUUGAGCAAGAUUAGGAUCCCCAUACAGGUCGGCGCGGGUGAUAUUGGGAUAUACUAUCUUCAAGAACCAACGUCCUCUGUUGGAGCAGGAAGUGCGGUGGAAUGUUGGGUCGACGACAACUAUGCAGGAGCGAAGGUAUUAGAGAAUGCCGCCGAGAUUGGGGAGCCUACAGCAACACUCGACAUCAUCGACCACUUUGUGAGCCGUGGCUCACACUUUAUAGAAUGCCAGCUAUUGGGAGAGGAAGGGCAGACGGUACCUGCAUUCAAGAUCAUAGGUGUAUUUGCAACAUGAUCAUUAUUGUAUCUUCUUCGGAUUAUAUUAUGGGGACAUUUCUUUCAUCUUCAUUGCACGACAGUUGUUAUUGUCAGAUCUGUUAUCCACCACAUUCAGGUAUUUGUGGUUGCGCGCGACGACGCCUUUUGACAGUUUGAUCUGGGGGAACCUGCUGGACCAGGAAAGUCCAACGUUCAACGUGCGGCACUUGACCGGUAAUCUCCUGCCCCAGAUUUUUCACGUCCUCUUCGCAAUGCAAAUCUCCAAAAACUGUAAUGGCACUAUCUCGUACCGGUGAGACGGUUACCUUUACAUAUCAGUUGGCCAUUUAAGUUGUCGAAGUCUGAACGGCGAUACUUCUCGUUUCGAUAUUAACGUUAUAUCAGGUGGCGCAGAUAUUGAGAGCUCCCCAUGAACGUCAG
Desarmillaria tabescens is the source of this 2169-nucleotide messenger RNA. RefSeq lists its product as uncharacterized. The transcript has 3 exons. Lineage: Eukaryota; Fungi; Basidiomycota; Agaricomycetes; Agaricales; Physalacriaceae. The record is from RefSeq and is a predicted model, not a curated record. The coding region runs from base 131 to 1765 and encodes 544 amino acids.